Rotaria sp. Silwood2 is the source of this 1584-nucleotide messenger RNA. Lineage: Eukaryota; Metazoa; Rotifera; Eurotatoria; Philodinida; Philodinidae. The record is from the annotation of a GenBank genome assembly.
AUGAUUACCAAAGCAUUACAACAUGCAUUAAAGAAGGGUUCUGGUUCUAUUAUACCUCGACAACAUUUUCAUCGUGCUCGAGUCUCGUUUAAUAGAAUAAAACAUUUUAUGGAUUUUCUAUUCGAUCAUGAUUUCGUACAGGACGUCGCGUACGGCACAACAAAGAUUCGAACAAUGAAUGAAACAUUCACAAUACCACUCGUUGUUAAAAAAUGCAUUAAUUCUCAUAUAGUUUAUGCCUACGAUGAAUACUGUCAACAAAUUUCCUUUAAACGUCUAUCAAACCGUUCGUUAUAUCGUGUAUUAAAUGAAUGUAAAAUGUCUCAACGAAAGUCGCUUGCUGGUCUUGAUGAUUACACCGCAGGUGGAACAGAAAGCUUCGAUGUCUUAGAGAAUCUCGUUACAUCAUUACCAAUUACAAAAUACGAACAAAAACGAAUAAUAAUGCAAUUACAUGAAGCUAAAAGAUAUUUAAAAAACGGAUUUUCGUUAAAUUUAUCAUUACAGUCAAAUGUUGCCUCGCAUUGUGUCAACUUUGCUCUUUCCGAUUCUGAUUCGAAAAGUAAAGAUCAAUGUGAUAGAGAAAGUACAUGCACGAAAACACAUCGUGAUUAUUACAUAUCUGCUGGAAAUAGCGUCACAACUGCUCUUCAAAUGAAACAAGCUGCUGAAUGGAGUGGAGGAGUCAAAGACACGAAAGUCGCAGUUGUCAAUAUUGAAGAGAACGGUACAAAGCUUAAUCCUGCAAAACAAUCAUCCCAACAAACAAAACCAUCAUCAAAAAAGUCGUCAAUUUUAUUCUGCUCAAACUUACAUUGUGUGUCAACAUUUGCUGAUGUUAAAGAACUUGAACAACAUUUAAAAACCAGCCAACAUGAGUAUUUGCAAGAAAAUACUGAUGCUCAAAGUCUUUCGAUUACAGAAAAAGCAAAGAUUUCUUUUAUUGAUCACCUUAAAGGUGCCUCAAAUAUCAAUAAUUCAACUACACAUUCUGUUGCAUCAAUUUCCACAUCAUCUACAACGAAAAACUCUCUUCCUAAUUCUAUUUGGAUGGAUCGAGGUUGGGCUCAACAAAAACGAUCAAUGAGAAUUUCGUUAUCGAUACAACAAAUCAAGUUCUUAAACAAAUUGUAUGAACGUGGCGAAAAAUCAAAAAAGAAAGUCUCUGCGGCUGAAGCAGCAGACUUAAUGCGAACAGAAAGUGAUAAUAAGAAUAAUAAGCUAUUUCGUCCUCAUCAAUAUUUGAAUAAAAAACAAAUUGCAAAUUAUUUUUCGUCGAAAACAGCUAAUCGAAGAAAGUCACUUCAAUCUUUAUCAAGUGCAGUUGAUGAAGAGAUCAAUGACGAUGAUGAAGAUGAAGAUACUGCUCAACGCCAACAGCAACGGUUAGAUGAUGAUGAACCAGUUGUGACUGCUAAAGCUUCGUACUAUCUAAAAAAAACCACCUAUACAGCUAUAACAAAUAGAGAAUCAGGCGACGAGGAAGAAGAAUCAGAUCAAGACCGGCAUUCAGAUGGAAGUGAAACAUCAGAUGAUGAUACUGAUUCAGAUGGAGGUGAAACAUCAGGCAAUGAUACUGAUUAA